AUGGCGGCAGAAGAUAGGAACGGUGUGCUCCAUGGGAAGUACGAACUGGGUCGAUUGUUGGGUCACGGCACCUUUGCGAAAGUCUACCAUGCACGGAACUUGAAAACAGGCAAGAGCGUCGCCAUGAAAGUUGUCGGCAAAGAAAAGGUCAUGAAAGUAGGAAUGAUGGAGCAAAUCAAGCGCGAAAUCUCAGUCAUGAAGAUGGUUAAUCACCCAAACAUCGUCGAGCUUCACGAAGUCAUGGCAAGUAAAACCAAGAUCUAUUUCUCCAUGGAACUCGUUCGCGGCGGCGAGCUCUUCAACAGAGUAGCCAAAGGCCGGUUAAGUGAAGAUUUAGCCCGGAAUUACUUUCAACAGUUGAUUUCCGCCGUUGAUUUUUGCCACAGUCGCAGUGUAUACCACCGGGAUUUGAAGCCGGAAAAUCUUUUGUUAGACGACGAUGGUAAUCUGAAAGUGACUGAUUUUGGGCUCAGCGCUUUCUGCAAUCAUCUCCGGCAGGAUGGGUUGCUGCACACCACGUGUGGAACUCCGGCGUAUGUUGCGCCGGAGGUGAUCGGGAAAAACGGGUAUGACGGAGCCAAAGCUGAUAUAUGGUCUUGUGGUGUGAUUCUUUAUGUUCUUUUGGCUGGUUUUUUACCCUUCCAGGAAGAUAAUAUUGUUGCUCUGUAUAGAAAGAUUUGCAGAGGAGAUUUCCAGUGUCCGUCAUGGUUUUCUUCAGAAGCUCGAAGACUGAUCACCAAAUUGUUGGACCCGAAUCCACACACUCGGAUUACAAUCUCCAACAUCAUGGAUUGUUCGUGGUUCAAAAAAUCUUUUUCAAAAAACGUGAGUUCUAAAGAAGAACAAGAAUUCACGGUUGAGAACGAAAAUUAUGGUGGAAAGUUGGGGAAAGAAACAGAGACUCUCAAUGCUUUUCACAUAAUUUCUUUGUCAGAAGGAUUUGAUUUGUCCCCGCUGUUUGAAGAAAAAAGACAGGUAGAGAAAGAGGAGAUCCGGUUUGCGACGACAUCGCCGGCGACCAGUGUGAUAUCAAGAUUGGAGGAGGUGGCGAAGACGGUGAAUUUCAGUUUCAAGAAAAGUGACUCCGGCGUGAGAUUGCAGGGUCAAGAAAGUGGAAGAAAAGGGAAGUUGGGGAUCGCCGCCGAUAUUUUCUCGGUGACACCAUCUUUUCUGGUGGUGGAGGUGAAGAAGUCAAGUGGUGAUACUCUGGAGUACAACAAGUUCUGCAGCAAGGAGCUCCGGCCGGCGCUUAAGGACAUUGUCUGGACUUCGUCGGUCAGUAAUUCGACGGCUGCCUGA
Ilex paraguariensis (yerba mate) is the source of this 1299-nucleotide messenger RNA. NCBI's taxonomy places the organism in Eukaryota, Viridiplantae, Streptophyta, Magnoliopsida, Aquifoliales, Aquifoliaceae. The record is from the annotation of a GenBank genome assembly.